This is a messenger RNA of Ilyonectria robusta, 489 nucleotides long. RefSeq lists its product as uncharacterized. The record is from RefSeq and is a predicted model, not a curated record. Bases 37 to 285 code for a protein of 82 amino acids. Lineage: Eukaryota; Fungi; Ascomycota; Sordariomycetes; Hypocreales; Nectriaceae. The transcript has a single exon.
AGAACAAAUCCAGCGUAGGUCGACCAAGACUGAGGAAUGUCAUUAGUAUGCCUUGCAACGACGUGGCUCACGCCAUUCGCCCGAAGCAGAAGCAGCCUUCACCCAGGCUGUGUGUCUUUUGACCGGCGCCACGCCAUGAGACGUCUCUCUAGUCUAUCGUUAGCUCAGACACAACACCACACCGCCCUCUGCAGCAAAUCUCAAGACCGCUGUGCUCACAUCUACGGGGAGCUUAACAUGGUGCACACCGUUCGUCGAGGUGGGCCGUUGGAGCUUUGCGGCUGAAAAGCCACAACACGCGGAGCCGCGAGCCACGCGGCCUGGAUACGAUGUAGCCCAGGCAUCAGCGAUUGCAGCGAAACUCGACUGGUUGCCAUCUCGAGGUGUUGCGAGUCGAUGACGACUGCUCGACGUAGCAUUUCAGAUGCGCCGUUCAUCUAGGGUUUGUACAGAGUAGAGCCUUACAUACCGACUCCUUAGUUUGCUUCA